Molecule: messenger RNA, 1164 nt
Organism: Ruditapes philippinarum (Manila clam)
Lineage: Eukaryota; Metazoa; Mollusca; Bivalvia; Venerida; Veneridae
Exons: 5
Coding region: 146-544 (132 amino acids)
Source: RefSeq, a predicted model, not a curated record
AACACAGAGAAUCAUUUAUCAGGAUGUCGGGAACCAGAGCAAUUUUCACUUUACAAACUGUAACAGGUCAGCAGCCCCAUUUUACGUGCACCGUUUUCAAUUGUAUCCUGAUCCAAUCAAUCUCCGAGAGCGGAUUUUCCUAAUAAUGGAGUUUAAUCUGGAGAGAGAUGUUGGACAAGACGGCAACAGAAUAGAUGUUGAUUUAAAUUGGAGACUGAAAACUGAUAGAGGCUACACGGAACUGUGUGACAUUAUAGGUGAAUAUUAUUGCCAUUUGAAUGACUUGUGUGCAGAACUUGAAAGACUAAUGAAACACAAUAAAUGUCCACCAUUUAUGAUGGAGAAGUAUGACAACAAUUGUUCGUGCCCUUUCUUAAAGAACGAGUACAAAGUACCGUCAGUACCAAUUAUUAUUCCCAAACCACUUCCAAUAGAACUCAGAGGUACCUUCGACCUUACAGUGAAAUUACAAGAGCAAGGUACACAUGUGGGCUGUAUCCAAGUGGAGUUUUGUAUCACUGACUGCAAACCUUUGGGAGGAUAAUACCGUAAGCUUCCUGGCAAAAUCAGCAAAUUGCAUCUUUUCAUAUUUAUGGCUUUAAUGUGAACGAUCCCGUAAGGGAACUUAAAAUAAUGUAUACCAAACUGGUUUGAAAGUAUAUCGUAUAACUAAAAACAUCUGAACAACUUUACGCUUAAAAUUGAUCUUUAAUGAUGCACUUGACUUUUUGAUAGAACUAGUUUGAAACAACAAAUGGAUAAACAAAUUCAUUUGAUAAUUUGUUUGAAAGAUUUUGUGAUUUUGUAAACAUAUGCAAUGAACUUUGUUUAGUCAUUCAGAGAUAUAUAAUUUAAACAUCAGAUACAUCUCAAGCAAUACCCAGCAUUGCUAUCAAAAAAUGUAUUGGAUCUCUCCCUUAGCUGCAUAAUCUACAAUAUCCCUAUUUUUCAAUGAUUGUUGCAGAUAUAUUUAUUUAUAGAACUUUGACCCCGAUAAUUAAAAUGGCUACCUUUUUUGUCAAGUAAGGUAAAUAUACAACCACGUCUGGUCUUUAUCAAAGUGUAUUGAAAUCAUUAUAACAUACUCAUUAUAUUUUAUCGUAUGUUACGAAAUGAAUCACCUAUUUUUACCAUUAACAAACAUUUAUUGUGGAAUUAAGACCU